This is a messenger RNA of Plasmopara halstedii, 1692 nucleotides long. RefSeq names its product malate synthase a. The transcript has 9 exons. Lineage: Eukaryota; Oomycota; Peronosporomycetes; Peronosporales; Peronosporaceae. The coding region runs from base 1 to 1692 and encodes 563 amino acids. The record is from RefSeq and is a predicted model, not a curated record. Gene Ontology annotation, biological process: glyoxylate cycle. Gene Ontology annotation, molecular function: malate synthase activity. Gene Ontology annotation, cellular component: cytoplasm.
AUGGAUCGCAUCAAGCAAUUGCAUGCACACAUUAGCGCGUCUCCAGCAUCUCCUCCUUCAACAAACGUAUUCGUAGCCCCAAGAGCAGAAGGCUGCCCACAAAACGUCUAUAAAACAGUGCUUUUACCUGCUGCACUUGAAUUUGUCGUGGAAUUAGCUGCUGCAUUUCAGCAAGAUGUUCAGCAUCUACACUCAAGACGUCAUACACGACGGCUUGAAAUGUUACAAAGCGAAGUAAAGCCUUUUUUUCUGGAGGAUACGCGAGCGAUCCGAGAAGACAAAGCGUGGCGUAUCGACCCAUUACCUCCCGCACUGAUGGACCGGCGAGUUGAUAUCGGAGAUGUUUCUCCUGUCAAUCAUGUACAUUUAUUACGUGCUCUAAAUUCUGGAGCGCAGGGUGUGCAAGUGGAUUUUGACGACGGACACUGUCCGACAUGGAACAAUACGAUUUGGGGCCAUUUUAAUUUAAUGCAAGCAGUGAGAGGCCUACUAGUAGCAUCGGGGGAGACGAUGGUAGCGAAUCCAGCACUUCUUAUUGUUCGUCCAAGAGCCUGGAAUAUGGAUGAGCCGCAUGUUGUGGUAAACGGUCGACAUGUGCCGGGAGCGCUAUUUGAUUUUGGGAUGCACAUGUUUCACAACGGUAAGCGCUUAGUAGAUACCGCAAAGGGGCCUUAUUUGUAUCUUUCCAAGCUGGAAGGGUACAAAGAAGCCGCGUUGUGGAGAAGAAUAUUUGAGUACACGGAAAAAAAACUCGAGUUUGCUCCCGGAAUCAUCAAGGCCACAGUGUUGAUCGAAAAUAUUUUUGCUGCGUUCGAGAUGGAAGAGAUUCUCUAUGAGCUUCGUCACCACUCUUGUGGCUUAAAUUGUGGUAUGUGGGACUACACGGCGUCCAUUGUAGUAAACUUCCGCCAUCAAGUUGAAUUUGUGCUGCCAGACCGUCAGCAGUAUGUAUCAAUGCAAUCGAGUUAUCUCAGGAAUUACAUGAAUCUACUAAUCUCCACCUGCAAGCGUCGUGAAGCACCCGCAACUACUGGGAUGGUUCCCUUUGUUCUGUCGAAGUUACCAUCUGGAGUAUUACAAGCUGAAAUUAUCAAAAAAAUAAAGUCGGGUAAGAUGAUGGAAGCUUUGGCGGGGUCUGACGGUGCGCUGGUAUAUGACGUCGCACUCACUAUGCCUGUGGCCGAAGUAUUCACAACAGCGCGUCAACGCAAGAAAAAGGCUGACUUUCUUUUCUUAAGAGCUGUAAAUGAAGAAAUGGUGGCUCAAAAAUUGCUCACACUUCCUCGUGGAGACGUAUCCUUACGGUCCGUAGAAUUGAAUGUACGCGUUGCGCUUUUAUAUGUGCUUCACUGGCUUUACGGACAAGGCACUGUCGUCGUAAAUGGAUGCAUUGAAGACUCAGCAACUGCUGAGAUUUCACGUGCGCAGUUAUGGCAAUGGGUUUAUCAUCGUGUGCCAAUCGCCGAGACGUCGCAGCAAGUCGAUGCCUUUCUUAUCAAUAGGAUGCUACAAAUGGUUUCAGAUGAAGAAAAUCGAGAUGAGCGGCACAUCCCUCAGUACAUUAAAGCAGCUCGGCGGCUCGUAUUUCUCUUGGCAACAAUGCGUUUCCCACCAACGUUUCUUACAACGUUUCUUCAAGAGAAUAAAGUAAUCGUGCACAAUCUCGAGCGUGAGGCGGAAGGCUUGAAGUAG